Messenger RNA from Daldinia caldariorum, 2174 nucleotides. RefSeq lists its product as uncharacterized. The transcript has a single exon. Gene Ontology annotation, molecular function: ubiquitin-ubiquitin ligase activity; peptidyl-prolyl cis-trans isomerase activity. The coding region runs from base 230 to 1990 and encodes 586 amino acids. Gene Ontology annotation, biological process: protein peptidyl-prolyl isomerization; protein polyubiquitination; protein folding. The record is from RefSeq and is a predicted model, not a curated record. Lineage: Eukaryota; Fungi; Ascomycota; Sordariomycetes; Xylariales; Hypoxylaceae. Gene Ontology annotation, cellular component: catalytic step 2 spliceosome.
GUACUUCGUACCUAACCAGUACCUAGGUAGAUCCAAAUAUAAGAUAUUAUUUAUAAUUAUAUGAAAGUAACCAGGAUUGCGAUAAGAUAAAGAAUUACUUUGACCAAGUCUCAGUCGUUGUAAGCAUCACUGGGGAGACUCGUGUUUUUGUUUUAUUUUAUUUUUUUAUCUUUAUCAUUUAUCUUUAUCUAGCGUCCUUUCCUGUCGCAUCACGAGAUUGAGUUGAGCCAUGGGGAAAGGUACGGAUAAGCUAUACAUCACGCAUUCCGAGUGGUCAUCUUCAGACGCCUACUCGGCGAAUACGGGCUCGCGAACCGGUCCUAACGGUUCAUCUUCAUCUUCAUCUUUCAAGCGACUUCCCUUCAACUUUUGCGCCGCCAGCCUCCAACCCUUCAAGAACCCCGUCUGCACCCCCGACGGAACCAUAUUCGACGUCGAAGUCAUAUCGAAAUGGCUCGAGAACCACAAGACCAACCCGGUGAACGGCGAACCGUUAGCUGCGCGUGACCUCAUCAAGCUUAACUUCGCGCGCAACGGGGAUGUCGACUCCAAGGGCGCCGACGGGUUAGGUAGCGACGGGGAGGGAGAUUUUAUCGACCCGGUCACCUUUAAAGUUCUUACCGACAAUACCCACGUUGUCGCGAUUCGACACGGUACCUACGCAAACGUGUUCGCUUGGGAGACGGUCGAGAGGAUGAACAUUAAGGCGAAGAUGUGGCGAGAUUUGGUAGACGACGCAGAGUUCAGCCGCUCGGACAUCAUAACGCUUCAGGAUCCCCAGAACGCCGCUAGCAGGGAUCUAAGCCAAUUCCAGCACCUGAAAAACGGCGGAGAUGCGCUCUUGACCAGGGAGCAGGAGGAGGAAAGGAAAGAAGGCAACGUCAAUAUCAACGCUCUGGGUAGGGUAGGCGACAAGGUCCUAAGAGCGAAAGAGGCCGUCGAGAAGGCGAGAAGGGAACGCGAAGCUAGGGGCGACGUCAACCGUUCUUCUAAAGCAGUCACGAAGACGUCGGAGAACGGUAGCGCUCGGUCGUCCAUGAUACAGGAGAAAAAGCCUAACGAGAGGGCUGCGACGCACACCACGGGCAGAGCCGCGGCCAGUUUCACAAGUACGGGGUUGACACCGGAAACUAGCGGCGAGCGGGCUACGCUAACGGAAGAGGAGUACAUGUUGAAACCGAAGAGGGUGAAGAUCAAAGGCUACGCACGGAUCGAAACAAAUCUAGGCGAUCUAAAUAUCGAGCUACAUACCGAAUAUGCUCCCAAGGCGGUUUGGAACUUUACCCGGUUAGCCCAAAACGGCUACUAUAAAGGCGUCACGUUCCACCGCAACAUCAAAAACUUCAUGAUCCAAGGCGGCGACCCGUCCGGGACGGGACGAGGGGGCGCCAGCAUAUGGGGCAAGAAUUUCCAGGACGAGUUCGAGGGGCCGCUAACGCACGACUCCCGGGGCGUUCUGAGCAUGGCCAACAAGGGGAAAAACACGAACUCGAGCCAGUUCUUCAUCACGUACCGCCCGGCCAAGCAUCUCGACAGGAAACACACCAUCUUCGGGAAGGUCGUGGGGGGGCUGGACACCUUGAGCAAGAUGGAGGCGGCGCCUACGGACGGCUCGGACCGGCCCUUGAACAAGAUCGUGAUCAAGGACGUCGUCGUCUACCUCGACCCGUUCCGGGAGUUCCUGGAGCAGAAGGCCAAGCAGGAGAAGCAGGCGGAGCAGAAGGCGGAGAUCGAGAGGGCGGGCGGCACCGAGGACGACCAGCUGACGUGGACGGGGAAGCGGGUGAGGCGGGACGGCACGGUGGAGCAGGGCGGCGGUGGUGGCGGCACCGUGGGUAAGUAUCUCCAAGCCGCGAUGAAGCAGCGGGGCAACGAAGACGACGAGAUCGUCGAGGAAGAUAUCGAUACGUGGGAAGAGCCGGCGAAGAAGAAGGCUAAGGUUGUUGGUGGCGGCGGCGGCGGCGGGUUUGGCAAUUUUGAUAAUUGGUAAAAAGGAAAUUUGGCAUCGCGCGGCGUUGGGUGAUACCCUAGGGUCUAUAGAACUUAGAAGAAAUCAGGUAUUAUGUUAGGUUAGGUAGGUGUACCAGGUAGGUGUACCUAUUGCACUUUACGAUAUCUACAGUACUUCACAGGUUAGGUAGGCUGGACUCUAAUAAUAGCUUGCUUUCAUAUGA